This is a messenger RNA of Penicillium odoratum, 228 nucleotides long. RefSeq lists its product as uncharacterized. Gene Ontology annotation, cellular component: mitochondrial intermembrane space. Gene Ontology annotation, biological process: mitochondrial respiratory chain complex IV assembly. Lineage: Eukaryota; Fungi; Ascomycota; Eurotiomycetes; Eurotiales; Aspergillaceae. The transcript has 4 exons. Bases 1 to 228 code for a protein of 75 amino acids. The record is from RefSeq and is a predicted model, not a curated record.
AUGUCGAAUAACGUUGAACAACCUCGGGUUGUCCCUGAGGACGAUGAUGAGCCGGAUGAGUGGGAUAAGCGCAUCUUCAGCACCGGCUGCCAUACCGAGCAGGAUAAGAUGAAUGAUUGCUAUUACGUGAAGAAGGAUUGGCGAGCCUGCAAGGAUGCGAUGGAGGCAUUCCGUGAGUGCUGGAAGCGCCAGGGCAACGACCAGCGUACCGCGACUAAGGACGCAUAA